UUAUAGAUUUUGGUCAAAACAAUUCUUAAUUUUUUUAUUUAUACAAGAAAUUUGAAAAACAAUUGGUUAAUUAAAACCUGAUCCAAGUAUUUUUGUUGAUAAUGACAUGGCCCCAGAGACGGAACACACACACAACGGUCAAGUGAAUACUUCCCGUUACCCCGUAUAAUACGCUCCAAUCAAUACGUACACUCACGUGGCCACGUGUGCCUAUCACCCACGCCUUUCUAAACCAGAAAACACCCAAGGGCAUAACCGUCAUUCCCCACUCUCUCCGUGUCUCUCUCUUCCCGGUGGCGCAAACAAAUAUAACGUUGACACUCUCCACCGUUCCCCACCGCCCCCCCUUCACACUGUCACUGUGUGUUCUGCGUGUUUUGUGUCUGCGUAUGUAGAUAUUUACAGUAUACAUACAUAGAGAGAGAGAGAGCUGCUGUAAGAAGUUGAGGAGCAAUGCGGUUUUUGGUUGUUUUGAAAUUGUUUUACUGAGAUCGCGUGUGCAGAGGCGGCGGAGAUAAACAAUGCAGUUGGAGUGCUUGGGAAAUUUAGUUCUAUUGCAAGAUCAACUACCCUGUUCUUUUUUAGCCUAACUGUCUCGCCUUUUUGGGUAGCAAAGAAAGGUGUGAUAAAAAAAAUGGGGGCGAUUGGUGCUGAAGAGUUGCUGAAUUGGGAGAAGCUGCAAGGUAUAGGGAGUGGAAAGGAAGAAAAGAUUUUGGUGUUGGUUAGGUUAAGGCCUUUGAGUGAGAAGGAGAUUGCACGGAGUGAAGUUGCGGAUUGGGAAUGCAUCAAUCCCACCACCAUUUUGUACCGUAAUAGCCUUCAGGAGCGGUCUGGACUUCCCACAGCUUACUCGUUUGACAGAGUAUUUAGGGGUGACUGCACGACUAGAGAAAUUUAUGACGAAGGCACAAAGGACAUUGCUCUAUCAGUUGUUGGUGGAAUAAACUCAACAAUUUUUGCAUAUGGCCAAACAAGCAGUGGAAAGACAUAUACUAUGAAUGGAAUCACCGAGUAUGCGGUGGCUGAUAUUUAUGAUUACAUACUAAGGCAUGAAGAAAGAGCAUUUGCUUUAAAGUUUUCAGCUAUGGAGAUUUAUAAUGAAGUUGUUAGAGACCUCCUUAGCACGGAUAACACUCCCCUGAGGCUCAUGGAUGAUCCAGAAAAGGGGACUAUCAUAGAGAAACUUACAGAAGAAACAUUGAGGGAUCGGAAUCACCUCAAGGAGCUGUUAUCCAUCUGUGCAGCACAAAGACAAAUUGGAGAGACCUUAUUGAAUGAAACAAGUUCUAGAUCUCACCAGAUUCUUAGAUUGACAAUUGAAAGCUCUGCUCGCGAGUUUUUAGGGAAGGGCAACUCAACUACCCUUGCUGCUAGCGUGAACUUUGUUGAUUUAGCUGGAAGUGAGCGGGCGUCUCAAGCUUUAUCAGUUGGACAAAGACUGAAAGAAGGCUGCCAUAUAAACCGUAGUUUACUGACUCUGGGGACUGUCAUUCGCAAGCUAAGUAAAGGACGACAGGGCCACGUCAAUUACAGAGACUCAAAGCUAACACGUAUACUGCAGCCUGCCUUGGGAGGAAAUGCAAGAACUGCUAUCAUUUGCAACUUGAAUCCUACCAGAAGCCAUGUUGACCAAUCAAGGAAUACACUUCUAUUUGCUAGUUGUGCAAAGGAAGUAUCAACGAAUGCGCAAGUCAAUGUAGUGCUGUCUGAUAAGGCUUUAGUGAAACAUCUGCAGAAAGAGGUAGCUAGGUUGGAGAUUGAGUUAAGAACUCCAGGAUCUAUGUGCAAUCAUGCAGAAUUGUUGAGAAAGAAAGAUAUGCAGAUUGAAAAGUUGGAGAAAGAGGUUAGGGAGCUGAAGAAGCAACAGGACAUUUCUCGUUCUCGAAUUGAGGAUUUAAUAAGAGCCGCCGAAAUCAACAAGAGUUCACAAAAACCCAGUGGAAUUCUACCUCUUGAUGGAGAAAUUAGUUGUAAUGAAACAUCAGACUCAUUGCUUUCAGAGAACAGUGAGGAUCAUUAUUCAUCGGACGCUACAUCUAAUCCAAGUGAAGGUAUACAGGGAACUGAUGACAACUGUAAAGAAGUUCGAUGCAUCGAGAUGGAUGAAUCUAGCCAAGACAGAACAUAUGAAUCAUUUGUCGUCUCAACUAACAACGAUGGAGAAACGACACAAACAUUAACGGAGCAUGAAAAUGGUCACACUAUGGAACAAGAAAUGUUACUUCCUUCACCUGGACAAGUAAGUGGCACUGAAAAUGUUUACUCAAAUGAGCAAAAAGUUCGAUCAACUAGUAUUACAGAUUCGAAGAGCUUGAGAUUGACAAAAAGUCAAAGUUGUAGAGCUAAUUUAAGGACUUGCUCCCCUGAUAUUGAAACGGCUGAACAAAGUGAAAGCACACCCCCUUCUGUGUUGGAGAAUCACUUCAUUAGGAAGCAGUGGAAACUUCCUCCAGUGAUGUAUGGUUUAGAUAAUACGAGACUAAGUAUUAACGAUUCUCAAUACUCUGAUUGUAGCAGUCUCAUAGAUGAAAUGAAAAAUCAGAACUUCAUUAACGGGGAUGAGGAUAUCCCUACUCUCGGUUCUUUUGUCGCUGGACUUAGAGAGAUGGCAAAGCUUCAAUAUGAAAACCAAGCUGUGAAUCAGGUUCAGGAUACAGGAAAGAGAGAAAGUGAUGGCAGAGAUGUUGAUAUGGAGCAAAGCAAUGAUUGGCCGCUGAAGUUUGAGAAGCUGCAGAAAUCGAUAAUUGAACUAUGGGAAGCUUGUAAUGUUUCGUUAAUACACAGGACUUACUUUAUCCUCCUUAUUAAAGAGGACUUCACAGACUCCAUUUACAUGGAGUUAGAGCAUAGGAGACUAUCCUUCCUAAACGAAACAUUUUCCAAGGGCAAUUCAGCCUUACAAGACGGCCGAGCGCUCACUCUGGCAUCAAGCAAGAAAGCUCUUCGUCGUGAAAGGGAGAUGCUUAGCAGGCUUAUGUAUAAAAGACACACAGAAGACGAAAGAAAUAGAAUUUACGAAGAGUGGGGCAUCAGUCUGAAUUCGAAGAAGAGGAGGUUGCAGUUAGUCCAUCUUUUAUGGAGCGACACUGAAAAUACGGACCAUGUCUCAAAAAGUGCUGCCAUUGUUGCAAAGCUUAUCGGUUUCUCAGAGCAUGGGCAGGCCAUUAAGGAGAUGUUUGGGCUUAGCUUCACACCUCCUCGUAUUGUCCGAAGAUCCUUUACUUGGAAAAACAGUAUGUCGUCUCUUUUGUGAAGUGGUAGCGCAGUCGAUAAGGUAAACAAACAGAGCUUAUAAAUGGGAUUUAGAUUAAUUAAACUUUUGAGUUUUCUUAAUUAUGAUUUGACAACCACUUGUGGUAGAGUUGGAGCUAUUGGAAGUAGUUUUGGUUUUCGAGUGUGAUGUGAUAUUCGCAUAUUGUAUUAAGUUAGUACAGUUGUGAUUAAUUCCGACUAAGUUGCAUUAGUAUUGUUUUAUUCGAAUGAAGUGGUUCAUCGAAUGAUUUGUUAAACGAGAAUUCUUUUUAUUCGAGCUCGACCGUGGUGUCUGUUUGUUUGGUCG
Messenger RNA from Erythranthe guttata (spotted monkey flower), 3559 nucleotides. Its product is annotated as kinesin-like protein KIN-7F. The record is from RefSeq and is a predicted model, not a curated record. Gene Ontology annotation, biological process: microtubule-based movement. NCBI's taxonomy places the organism in Eukaryota, Viridiplantae, Streptophyta, Magnoliopsida, Lamiales, Phrymaceae. Gene Ontology annotation, molecular function: microtubule motor activity; microtubule binding; ATP binding.